Messenger RNA from Geodia barretti, 1263 nucleotides. Lineage: Eukaryota; Metazoa; Porifera; Demospongiae; Tetractinellida; Geodiidae. The record is from the annotation of a GenBank genome assembly.
AUGGUCAGCACCAUCAACGACAAUCCCUUCUCCCUGGAGGCGAUGUACCAACCCUACGAUUUCUACAACCGGCUCAGGGAAUGGGAACCGGUGCACUACAACGAGCAAUACGAAGUGUGGAUGGUUACCUCCUGGGAGCAUCUGGUCUGGGUAACCCGCCAUCCCGAGGUAUUUUCCUCCAGCGUAUUCGCCCGGGACGUGCGCCCACCGAACCCGCCAAUCGACGAAGACGACAUGGAAAUCUACAAUUACAUCAAAAAUUGGCAGGUUUCCCGUUUCAUUCAGCAAGACCAGAAACGCUACAACCCGGAAGUCUCCGGCCCUGACCACAUUGAUAUGCGCCGGGUGAUGCAUGGCUACUUCACGCCCAAGUCCAUGGAGAUGUGGCGACCGCUGGUGCAGUCCGCCAUCGAUGAGUUGCUGGACGCCGUUGAAGAAAAGGGCCGCAUGGACGUGAUGGCCGACCUGGCGACUCCGCUGCCGCUCUUGGUGAUUGCGCGGAUGCUGGGUAUCCCGGACAGCGACCGACCCAUUAUGCGGGUUUUGGCCAAAGACCUGCGCCACCUCAACCGCACCGGACCCGACCGUAUGGGUCCCCUGUCGCAGUCGGUGCAGAACCUGCAAGACUAUCUUGGGCCGCUGGUUGCCGAGCGGGUGGCCGCGCCCAAAGACGACCUGAUUUCCGUGGUUGCAGAAGGCGAGCGUCAGGGUAUAUUCACCCGCGACCAGGUGGUAAACAACGUGAUGCUCCUGCUGUCGGCGGGCCACGAGACCACCAUCAACCUGAUUUGCAACGGCACCCUGGCUUUCACUCAGCACCCCGACCAGUGGGCCGCCCUCAGGACGGACCCGGAUGGCAAGACCGUGCGCGCCACCGAAGAAGCCCUGCGCUACGACUCACCGGUCAAGUCCAUCCAGCGCAUCGCCCUGGACGACAUCGAAAUAGCCGGACAGACCGUGCGCAAGAACGACCGGGUGCGCUGGUUCAUUUCGGGCGCCAACCGCGAUCCCAAAGUGUUCGACCGGGCCGACGAUUUUGACAUCGACCGGUAUCCCAACCAGCACGUAGCCUUCGGCAGCGGGGUUCACCACUGCCUGGGGGCCACGUUGGCGCGACUCGAAGGUCAGGAGAUAUUCCGAAACCUCGCCAAUAGGUUUGAAAGCCUGGAGCUUGAGAUUCCGGUGGAGCAGGUGGAAUACGACCAGUUGAUCGGGCUACGCGCCGUGGAGAGUUUGCCGGUUACGGUAACCAGCGCCCGGUAA